AUGAAGAAGGUUUCAAACUUGCAAAAGAAGAUGGCUGCCGCACAAAAGGGUGAACAAGUUACCGCCAAUUUUCGGUUGCCUCUAUUUAGAUCCAGUGCUGAAUUGGCUAAGAAGUAUGAUAUCAAAUGCGAGAUGGUAAAUAAUAAUAACCGUGAAGGAACUAGUAAAGUGGGCAUCCGACCUCCUUUUGUGCCUGCAUCUAGGGAACUAUUCAACUUAUCUAAGUUUGAAACUGCUGCUUCAAAGAUUGAUAGUUCGGCCGAUGUGUUUUAUCCAACCAAAAUGAGGACAAGGCAGACAACUCCCAGAAAAGUAGGGGCUGAAUGUACUGAUUCAAGGACCAUGCAGCAAGUGAAUCCCAAAACAGGGCCUGAAAUUGCUUCAAGGACCAUGCAGCAAGUGAAUCCCAAAACAGGGCCUGAAAUUGCUUCAAGGACCAGGCAGCAACUUGCUAAAAAAACAGGGCCUGAAAUUGUUGAUUCAAGGACCAGGCAGCAGCAAGGAAAUGAUAAGCAGAGUCCUUCAAGUGCAAGUGCAAAGCAGCCACAAGGAAGUGCAAAGCAGCAACAAGUUUCAAGUGCUAAACAAGUUUCAAGCAAGCAGCAACAAGUUUCAAGUGCUAAAAAAGUUCCAAGCGCUAAGCAACAAGUUUCAAGUGCUAAGCAACAAGCUUCGAGUGCGAAUCAGAAACGUCCUUCAAUUGCGUCUCAGCAACUUCCUUCAAGUGCAAAGCAGAAUACUUCAACUGCAAAGCAGCAACCUAAGGAGAAACGGGUGGCUGACACUGCUGAUUCAAGGUCAAACCAGAAUCGUAUGAAAAGGGCAAUGAUAGAAGUCGAUGGAAAUUCCGGGACAGGGCAAGGAAGUGGCUUGAAGAAGACAAAACGAAGCCCAAUGUGUAAAUCGACAUCCAUUGAAGAAUUCCUCAAAGAAAAUGGGGAAAAUAGUGAAGAAGAUGAAUGUGAGAAUCUUGAGGAAGAAGAAAAUAUGAUGGGUGAAGAGGAAAACACUCAGCAAAAUGGAAGUAAACAAACUGAAGGGGCAAGUAAGAAAAGGACACGUGGACCAACUAAAUGUUUGAAAAUCCAUGCUAGAAAGAGUGCGGAUCGUGAAGAGGUGGUCUUAGACGAUGAUGGAGAACCUAUUGGACCCAAUGAUCGAACCGUGACAGAUUUGAGUUGUUUCCUUGGCACUGUCGCAAGGAAUUCAGACUUGUGUCCCUUAGUUUUUACUAACUUCAAAGCUUUGAAGAAAGCAAACAAGGACCGUAUAUGGGAAUUUGUCACUGAUAAAUUCAUUAUCCCUGAAAAUGGACGUAGAGCGGUUUUCUCUCGCAUUAAUGAUGCUUGGAGGCGUUUCAAGAAAGAUCUCAAAAAGAGUUGUUUUUUAAAGUACACUACUAUGAGUGAAAGAUGGAAGCAUCGUCCCCAGACCGUACCUGAAGUUCAUUUCAAGCAAUUGAUAUCCUAUUGGAAGAACAAUAACAUCCAAAAAAUUAGCAAAAUCAAUGCUGUGAACAGAGCUAAGCAAAAGUAUAUGCAUCGGAUGGGCCCAACAAACUUUGCGAGGAUUCGUGCAAAACUGCGUGCUAAGAAAGAGGACGGAAAGGAAGUUAGCCAGGCAGAGAUGUUCAUUGAGACUCGACAAAGUCGAAAAGGAAAACAGCCGGAUGAGGAAACUUAA
Molecule: messenger RNA, 1683 nt
Organism: Vicia villosa (hairy vetch)
Lineage: Eukaryota; Viridiplantae; Streptophyta; Magnoliopsida; Fabales; Fabaceae
Exons: 5
Coding region: 1-1683 (560 amino acids)
Source: RefSeq, a predicted model, not a curated record